Molecule: messenger RNA, 975 nt
Organism: Staurois parvus
Lineage: Eukaryota; Metazoa; Chordata; Amphibia; Anura; Ranidae
Source: the annotation of a GenBank genome assembly
AGACCAAUCCUGCUUCAGGGCCAUGAGAGGUCUAUUACUCAGAUAAAGUACAAUCGUGAUGGUGACUUGCUGUUUACAGUUGCCAAGGACCCAGUUGUAAAUGUUUGGUAUUCUGUGAACGGAGAGCGACUUGGUACCUACAAUGGCCACACUGGAGCAGUGUGGUGUGUUGAUGUUGACUGGGAUACACGCCAUGUGCUCUCUGGAUCAGCAGAUAACUCUUGCAGAUUAUGGGACUGUGAAACAGGGAAGCAGCUAGCCCUCCUACAGACUAAUUCAGCUGUCAGGACCUGUGGAUUUGACUUUGGAGGCAACAUCAUUAUGUUUUCCACAGACAAGCAAAUGGGUUAUCAAUGCUUUGUCAGCUUCUUUGACCUAAGAGAUCCAUCCCAAAUUGAUGAUAAUGAACCAUACAUGAAGAUCAGCUGCAGUGAGUCCAAGAUUACUAGUGCUGUGUGGGGGCCGUUGGGUGAGAACGUCAUUGCCGGCCAUGAAAAUGGGGAAUUGAACCUGUACAGUGCAAAGUCUGGUGAGAUUGUCACCAAUGUCAAAGAGCACUCAAAGCAGAUCAAUGAUAUUCAGGUUUCCAGGGAUAUGACCAUGUUUGUCACAGCAUCCAAGGAUUGCAGCGCCAAGCUUUUUGACAGCACAACAUUGGAGCACCAAAAGAGCUUUCGCACUGAGAGACCAGUGAACUCCACAGCCUUGUCUCCAAUAUAUGACCAUGUUGUUCUGGGGGGAGGACAGGAAGCCAUGGAUGUGACAACAACCUCAACCAGGAUCGGCAAAUUUGAAGCUAGGUUUUUCCAUGUUGGUGUUGAGGAGGAAUUUGGAAGAGUAAAGGGCCAUUUUGGACCCAUCAACAGUUUAGCUUUCCACCCAGAUGGUAAAAGUUACAGCAGUGGUGGAGAGGAUGGAUAUGUCAGAAUACAUUACUUUGAUCAACAGUAUUUUGACUUUGAGUUUGAAUCUUGA